Molecule: messenger RNA, 213 nt
Organism: Anisakis simplex (herring worm)
Lineage: Eukaryota; Metazoa; Nematoda; Chromadorea; Rhabditida; Anisakidae
Source: the annotation of a GenBank genome assembly
AUGGGUGAUAAUACGCGAAUAAUUUCAGCAUAUCCACUACCGAAGUUGUAUCAUAAGUUACACUACUGUGUUUCGUGUGCCAUCCACAGUAAGGUGGUACGUAAUCGAAGCAGAGAGGCUCGCAGAGACCGCAAUCCCCCACCACGAUUCGGCCAACGAGCCGGACCUCAGGGUGAUCGUUUCCCACGACCUGGUGCACCCGUACGAACUUAA